Monascus purpureus is the source of this 2316-nucleotide messenger RNA. The record is from the annotation of a GenBank genome assembly. Lineage: Eukaryota; Fungi; Ascomycota; Eurotiomycetes; Eurotiales; Aspergillaceae.
UCUUUCUCUCCUUCUCUGUGCUUAAUACGGCUUAUACAUCAUUACAUUCUUCCCCACCUCUUCCCCGCAAUCCCAACUGUGCCGUUCGCCGUCAACCGGUAUACUCCAGAGCCGAUCUGGUUACGCAAGUGCUCGCUUGCUAUUUUGGCCGACUGUGUCUCUGUAUAUAUCUCUCUCCUCUCUUCGUCUCGACCUGCUCCAAGACUAUUCUUCUCCUCCUAUUCUCUUCCCUUUUUUUCUGCAGAGUCGGUGUUGCUCCGUGCUCCACUCCACCCGCGUCAAUCCCGCCCCAUAUUCACCAUGCAGACAAAACACUUCUUCAACGACCCCGACUACUUGGUGCACACUGCACUGCGUUCGUUGACAAUCACAAACCCGUCCCUGGCCCUGGACUGGGAGAACAAGAUUGUCUUCCGCCGACCAGACCCCUCCUCGCCAUCCAAAGUGUCCAUCGUCUCCGGUGGUGGUUCCGGCCAUGAACCGGCCUUCCCAGGCCUGGUCGGUAAGGGCCUGUUGACUGCUGCUGCUGCCGGCACUGUCUUCGCAUCCCCGUCCGCCGAACAGGUGCGCAAGACCGCCAUCGAGCAUGUCGCCACCGAGAAGGGUGUCCUUGUCAUCACCAACAACUACACUGGAGAUGUGCUCAACUUUGGCAUGGCUACCGAAAAGCUGAGGGCGGCCGGUGUCAAGACCGAGUUCUUCGCCAUGAACGAUGAUGUCGGUGUCGGGAGACAGAAAAGCGGUAAAGUCGGCCGGCGAGGCAUUGGUGGUGCCGCCCUGAUCUUGAAGAUUGUCGGAGCAUUAGCUGAGGCAGGCGGCUCCUUGGAGGAUGUAUAUCGCAUUGCUCAGUUGACCAACGCAAAUCUCGUGUCGGUGGGCUCGUCCUUGUCGCACGUCCAUAUCCCCGGCCGGGAGGUCUCCAAGGAUGCGAUUCCCGCAAAUGAGGUCGAGGUCGGAAUGGGCAUUCAUAACGAACCGGGAUCGCACCGUGCAACGGCGAAUCUGCCUCAAUUAGUCCAGAUCAUGCUGCGCCAGCUGCUGGACCAAAAUGAUCCAGACCGUGCCUAUGUCAAAUGGCAGCCCGGCGAUGAAUUCGUCUUGUUGAUCAACAACCUGGGAGGCGUUAGCGUCCUGGAACUAUCGGGCAUCACUGAUGAGGUGUACCAGCAACUGGGGCGAGACUACAAGAUUAAGCCUGCGCGAAUUAUCCAGGGUACCUUCCUUAGCAGUCUCAACGGACUGGGGUUCAGUAUUUCUCUUUUGAAACUCGCAGAUACUGGACUCGGUCCGGGUAAGUCCUUGCUGGACCUUCUUGAUGCCCCUGCAGAAGCCGUCGGCUGGUCUGCUCCAAUUCAUCCCUCUACUUGGGAGCAUCGAUUCAAUGGUCCCGUCGAAACGAAGAAGACGAUAUCCGCAGAGGAACAACCGGGCAAUGUUAAGCUUGACCCAGCCAUCCUCAAGAAGAUCCUCAUCCCAGGUCUGAAACGAAUCAUCGCUGCAGAACCCCUAGUUACACGCUACGACACUAUCGUCGGGGACGGCGACUGCGGCGUAGGCCUGAAACGCGGAGCCGAAGCCAUCCUCGCCCUGCUGGAUAGCCCAUCGACAAAGCUAACUGAUGACGUCGUCAACGCUGUCAACCAGAUCGUUACCGUCGUCGAAAACACAAUGGAUGGCACAUCAGGUGCCGUCUACGCCAUCUUCCUGAACGCUCUCGCCCACGGCCUGCGCGCUCAGGAAUCCUCAUCCUCCUCAGUCCCAGUCCCGGCCACCGUCGACGUCUGGAGCAAAGCCCUCGGUUACUCCCUUACUGCUCUUGGAAAAUACACCCCAGCCAAACCCGGUGAUCGGACCAUGAUCGAUGCCCUGGCCCCCUUCUGCGCUACCUUGCAGAAGACCAAGGAUAUCCAUGCAGCUGCUAAGGCUGCCCAGGACGGCGCGGAGGCCUCCAAGAAUAUGUUGCCGAAAUUAGGCCGGACGGUGUACGUUGGCGGUCAAGAGGAAUGGAUUGGGAAGAUCCCUGAUCCGGGUGCGUUUGGGCUUAGUGAGUUUUUGGCUGGUUUGGCGGAUGCUGUGUGAUUUUUUUUUUUUUUUUUUUUUGGUUUUUAUAUUAUGGAUAUAUUAUGAUGAGGAAGUGUUGUUGUAAAAAAAACCCCUUGCUUAAUUUUUGGAUAUUGAUGUUUGACAUGAUGAUGACGGUUUAAUCAUACACCAUUGCAUGCUGCGGAUAUUGGCUGUAUGUAGAAGGCAUAAUACUCACGCAGUAGUCAAAAGAGAUAAAUAAUACAACGCAGUCAUUGAUUGCAGUCAUAUGGG